AUGGGUUUCAGGCUCCAAGCUGCCGAUCCAGGGGCGAUUGUAUCAAUUGUCAUUUUAGCCAUCAUCAUCGCUAUCCGUAUAAGCGGAUUUGCGAUUUUACAGUACGGUCGGUGGAAGUACUGGUAUAUAGACGGACGUUUCAACGGGUCAAAGGCAGUUUCGGUUAUCUUGACCAUCCACGACUCGAAUGAUCCGAAUCUGGUUGAUUAUGUUCGCAGUAUUCUGAAAAACAAGCCCGAGUGUCUCCUGAUUACAACUAACAACAGAAAGGCUCAGCACCGGGUAGACGGCAAGUUGAAAGGGUUGAGAUUCGCGUUCUCUGAUACGAAGAUUCGUGUUGGUACUGUCAACGAGCCGAAUAGACGUCGCGAGAUUGCCCAUGCUUUGGACUCGGUUGACACUCCGUUUGUGGUUCUCACUGAUCAGGGAGUUCAUUGGGGUGAGGGGUUCCUCAAGUCGGUAAUAAUCCCCUUUGCAAAUCAUCGUGUUGGCUGCGUUACUGUUCCGAUGAUGGCAAGGAAGCGAGAUGGGAUCUGGGGGUCAUUCUGGACAUGCCUCUUCUCCUGUUACUACUGUCUUGUAACGGAGAGGAACAGGGCACUUAAUGCUUUCGAUUCCUCAGUGGUUUUCACAGGCUCGCCUAUCAUGUUCCGCACCAAGUUGGUUGCCCAGCCGAGAUUCAAACAGCAGUUCGAGGUCGAUCCGUGCUUGAACCGACGACAUGGUGUCCAUAAAGCAGAUGAGUAUCUAUUCUUCAACCGGUACUUUCUUCAAGAAGAGGGUCCACAUGAGGAACCUUGUCUUGUUGUGUUUCAAGACAUGCCAGAAGUCAUGGUUUCAGUAGAUCGACCGUCUAUUGCCGGUUUCCUCAGCGAGUAUCUUCAAAUGACUAGGAAUCUCUGGCGUCUUAGUCGUGUGAUGAUACGUCGCAAGGAGCGCAGCGAUGACUACGGCUUUGGAGGGACACUUAUCAUGGCUGUUUUGGUAGGUUGCCCAGCCUACUAUUUCCUUGGGAUCCUCAAGCUUGUGGAAUUGGCCACCGCAUGGAAGGCUGAUGUUGAACUGAUAAGUGAAGAAGAAGUCAAAGUGCGAAAGGGCGACCUCGAAGCUGUACGGUAUCACGAGGCUCGAGCGGACAUUGAAGAACCGCCGUGGAUUUCGGAGUGCAUGGAGUUGGAGAGACCCCAGGGCGAGCUUCGACCACUGCCGGAUUUCCCACUCUAUGUUAUUGCGGAAUAG
Molecule: messenger RNA, 1239 nt
Organism: Fusarium subglutinans
Lineage: Eukaryota; Fungi; Ascomycota; Sordariomycetes; Hypocreales; Nectriaceae
Exons: 2
Coding region: 1-1239 (412 amino acids)
Source: RefSeq, a predicted model, not a curated record